CUAGCCCCACUCUCUCCUUCAUUUUCUUCUAUAUAUAUAUAUACCAGUUCCACCAAAUUAAGAAUCUCUAUCUUUUCUUCCUUUUUUGUCCCUUAGUUUAAAAUUUAGAGAUGAAUUUCUCUAUCUUCUUCUUCCUCAUAAUCUCAUUCAUUGUCUUCUCCUCCACCACUGCUUGUGAUAGAUGUGUCCAUAAAUCAAAGGUGUCUUAUUUCCCUUCUUCCUCAUCACUUUCAGCUGGAGCAUGUGGAUAUGGUUCCAUGGCCAUGAGCUUCAAUGGAGGAUAUGUGGCUGCUAGCAACCCUUCCCUCUAUAGACAUGGUGUUGGAUGUGGAGCAUGUUUUCAGAUUAGGUGCAAGAACAAGAUGUGCAGCACUAGUGGUGUUAAAGUCAUCCUGACAGACAUGAGCAAAAGCAACACCACAUCAUUUGUGCUAGCUAAACCUGCAUUUGAAGCUCUGGCGAAACCUGGGAUGGCAUCAGAGAUGAAAAAUUUUAGCAUUUUGGAUGUGGCAUAUAAAAGAAUACCUUGUGCGUACAAGAGAAACUUAUCAGUUAUAGUAGAAGAGAGCAGUGAAAAACCAAGCAAUCUGGUCAUCAAGUUCCUCUUCCAAGGUGGUCAAACUGACAUUGUUGCUGUUGAUGUAGCUCAGGUUGGAUCUUCUGACUGGCGAUACAUGACUCAAAGUUACAACGGCCCGGUCUGGAACACUAACCGAGCACCGGCCGGACCACUGCAAAUGCGAAUGGUUGUGACCGGCGGGUACGACGGCAAAUGGAUUUGGGCUGAUAAACAGGUCAUACCUAUUGAAUGGAAGAUAGGUUCGGUAUAUGAUUUGGGUGUACAAAUCAGUGAUAUAGCUCAAGAGGGAUGUUCACCUUGUGAUACAGAUGAGUGGAAAUAAUUAAUUAAUGAUAAUGUCUAACCAUAAUUAUAUAUAAAUAUAUAUAUAUUGAUUUAAAAAAUUGGGUUAUAUAUACUUUAUAUAUAAUGUGAUAUGGAAGUGCCACCUACUGGUUUUUGAUUGCA
This is a messenger RNA of Dioscorea cayenensis subsp. rotundata (Guinea yam), 1027 nucleotides long. Its product is annotated as expansin-like A2. NCBI's taxonomy places the organism in Eukaryota, Viridiplantae, Streptophyta, Magnoliopsida, Dioscoreales, Dioscoreaceae. Gene Ontology annotation, cellular component: extracellular region. The transcript is spliced from 5 exons. The record is from RefSeq and is a predicted model, not a curated record. Bases 111 to 902 code for a protein of 263 amino acids.